AGCCAACUGCGUUGCGUUUCAAAAGCCGUGAAUUGUGAAAACAGAUUAUUUAUUCCAACUACACAUAAUUCUCCAACUCUCUUUAUAUAGUGAUCCUGAUCAAGAAACCUCCUUCCUCAGAUUACUAAUUUUAAUCAAAAUGGCUAGCAUCCGCGACGAUGAGGCCUACCCGGAUGGAGCAAGCCAGGGAAAAAAUGGACCAGAAAAUGAUGAUCAUGAGAAGAAAGAAGUACUUUCAGUUGAGAUGAUUUUUAAGGACAAGGAAGUUCCUACAUGGAGAAGUCAGCUGACUAUCAGGGCCUUUGUUGUCAGCUUUGUGUUGGGAAUUCUGUUUAGUGUUAUAGUGAUGAAGCUUAAUUUAACCACAGGGAUCAUACCUUCUCUUAACGUCUCCGCGGGGAUGUUGGGAUUUUUCUUUAUUAAGGUAUGGACCGCGUUCUUGGAUAAAUCUGGAUUGUUGAAAGUACCAUUUACCAGGCAGGAAAAUACAUGUGUGGUCGCGACAUCUGGUAUUGCUUUCAGUGGAGGAUUUGGAAACUUCUGUGGUACUUUCAUCUUGAUGGCCCAAGCUGUAUAAUUACUUUUUGCCAGCAUUGGGUAACUCAAGCCUAUAGAUCCUCCUUUCGCUUUGUUCAUGUCCAUCGUUGAUGCUUCUGACAGUUGCCAAGUUCUUCCUGCUCUGAUGCCAAGUGUGGUAAUACUAUGUAAUACUAACUGUUUGUGUAAACUGAGAGAAAGAAAUUAUACGUGCUUUGUCAAAAGACAUAGUUUUAUUAGCUAAGAUGUGGAAAGAUGGAAUUUUGUAUAUUUCUUUUCUAAUUUUCCUUUUUAUUGCUGUAAAUUUUGAGUGUGUUUUUCUCGAUUAAAUGAGACAUCGGUGGUGUCAAACUUUAUAUACAG
This is a messenger RNA of Daucus carota subsp. sativus, 900 nucleotides long. Its product is annotated as probable metal-nicotianamine transporter YSL8. Gene Ontology annotation, cellular component: membrane. The coding region runs from base 140 to 577 and encodes 145 amino acids. Lineage: Eukaryota; Viridiplantae; Streptophyta; Magnoliopsida; Apiales; Apiaceae. The record is from RefSeq and is a predicted model, not a curated record. Gene Ontology annotation, molecular function: oligopeptide transmembrane transporter activity. The transcript has 2 exons.